ACCAUCCUACCACCCCAACACAUCCACCACCAUGCCUCAAAAAGCCAUCAUCGUGACCUCCCCCAAGCAGGGCGGUCUCGUCACCGACCGCCCCAUCCCCACCCUCCGCGACGACUACCUCCUCAUCAAGGUCGUCAGCGUGGCCCUGAACCCCACCGAUUGGAAGCACAUCGCCUUCCUUGCACCUCCCGGCGCUCUGGUCGGCUGCGACUACGCCGGUAUCGUCGAAGAAGUUGGCCCCGCCGUCAAGAAGUCCUUCAAGAAGGGUGAUCGGGUCUGCGGCUUCGUCCACGGCGCCAACGCCGUGCAGCACGAAGACGGCACCUUUGCCGAGUACAUCGUUGCCAAGGGUGACAUCCAGAUGCACAUUCCCGAGAACCUCAGCUUCCAGGAAGCCGCGACGCUGGGAGUGGGUAUCACCACCGUUGGCCAGGCCCUUUACCAGAGCUUGAAGCUGGCCCUUCCCACGGAGCCGGCCACGAACGGCGGCGAGAUCCUGAUCUACGGUGGCUCGACGGCCACCGGAGCGUUGGCCAUCCAGUUCGCCAAGUUGUCCGGAUACACGGUGCUGACGACGUGCUCGCCCCGGAACUUUGAUCUGGUGAAGAGUCUGGGUGCGGAUGUCGUGUUCGAUUACAAUGCCCCUAACUCGGCGGCGGAGAUUCGCAAGUACACGGGGGAUAAGUUGAAGUUGGUACUCGAUACCAUCUCGACCGAGGACAGUGCCAAGUACUGUGAUGAGGCGAUUUCGACCGAGGGCGGAGAGUACAGUGCUCUGUUGGCGGUGGGCAUUGAGCGCGCCAAUGUCAAUGAUCGUUGGACGUUGGCGUACACCGCGAUUGGCGAGGACUUUAUGUUCGGCCCGGAGCUGUGGCCCGCCAAGCCUGAGGAUAAGGAGUUCCAGGAGACAUUCUGGGGCAUUGCGGAGAAGCUGUUGGCGGAGGGUAAGGUGAAGGUGCACCGUCCGAGCGUGCGUCCGGAUGGAUUGAAGGGUGUGUUGGAGGGACUGGAGCUGCUCAAGGCCGACAAGGUCAGUGGGGAGAAGCUGGUCUACAACAUUGCCGAGACUCCUUAGACGAGUACUCUUUCUUUCAUGUUAUUUAAUUUAAUGAACGGGUCUUUAUCGAGUACCUCGGUUGAAUGCGUACACUGCACCGGAUUGGUCAUUGGAUCGGGUGUCUUGGCGGAGUGGGGAUCCGCUUCCAGAGCGGAAACUAAACUGGAUCCGGAAGGGGGUGCCGGGAUGCAUUUUCAGGGAUGGCAUCACAGCUAGGGAGGUUCCUAUCAGCUGCUAUUCUGCAUUGUGUACCUCUAAUUG
Molecule: messenger RNA, 1318 nt
Organism: Aspergillus ibericus CBS 121593
Lineage: Eukaryota; Fungi; Ascomycota; Eurotiomycetes; Eurotiales; Aspergillaceae
Product: zinc-binding alcohol dehydrogenase family protein
Exons: 1
Coding region: 32-1075 (347 amino acids)
Molecular function (GO): oxidoreductase activity, acting on NAD(P)H
Source: RefSeq, a predicted model, not a curated record